Venustampulla echinocandica is the source of this 1170-nucleotide messenger RNA. RefSeq lists its product as uncharacterized. The transcript is spliced from 3 exons. Lineage: Eukaryota; Fungi; Ascomycota; Leotiomycetes; Helotiales; Pleuroascaceae. The record is from RefSeq and is a predicted model, not a curated record. The coding region runs from base 1 to 1170 and encodes 389 amino acids.
AUGCAUUACAUACGCUUCCUCAAACCUCCGCGCUUACAGCGUGGUGGGAGUGCCUCUCAGCUGACAGCAAAAAUCACCCUAACCACUGAUCUAGGCGAGUCUUUUCUUUGGGCCGAUAUCAGGUUGGUAGUUGAGCUCGUUGGUGUGGAUGGGAAGACAAAUUUGCUUGCUGGGGGCAAAGAGUAUUUAUGGAAGGGAAGCGAGGGGAUGAGGAGCCUGGAGGUUUCAUUGCCUAUUCCGAUAUCCAAGGGACGAGGGAAAGCUGCUGGAAUACAUUCCGUACGGAUGUUAGUUCGUCCGGUUUCUGUAAUCCAAGCUGUAGACACUUCUGCAGCUGUCUUGGGUGCUGGAGAUGGCGGCCUCAUGGCCGUGAGGAGCAUGGCCGUUGACACAAAUCCACCACAAAAUGCCUCGACGGUCCCCAGUGCUAGCUUGGCGGAGCGAGUAAUUAACAUUGGAAAGUCGCAACUGCAUAUUUGGGAAGAAACGGGAGAGUCAAUAGCUCGACAUAUAUGGGAUGCUGGCCUGGUAUUAUCAUCGUAUCUUACAUCCAUCUCCAACCCGUCCUCAGAAUGUCCGUCUCUCUCAGAAAAGCUUCCUAAACUACCAGCUUUACAAAAUGCACUCACGCAAAACGACAUCCAUGUGCUCGAGCUAGGAGCAGGUUGUGGAGUAGUAGGGAUAACUGUCUCCCACGCAUUUCCCAACAUCUCCCAAAUCAUCCUCACCGACCUCCCGGAAGCCACCGAGAUCCUCUCUCACAAUCUCUCCCCAUCUAUACUUAAACCCCUACUGUCUCAAACUCAUGCCAAAAUCACACAGCAAGUACUCGAUUGGUCAUCGCCCCUCCCUCCAAAUAUCAAGGACACGAAAUGGCAACUCGUCGUAGUGGCUGACUGUACGUACAAUCCGGACGUAGUCCCGGAUCUAGUCAAUACGCUACGGCGUAUUGCGGAGGGAAAUAGGGACCUAUUAGUCUUGUUGGCAAUGAAGGUGAGGCAUGAGAGCGAGAUGGUGUUUUUUGACCUGAUGGAGAAGGGCGGUUUUGCUGUGCGGGAGAAGUGUAUCCUUCCACUGCCGGUUUCAGGCGCUGAGGUUGGGGAGGAGAUUGAGAUCUAUGUUUUUGAAACGGGUGCCGGGGAACAGAACGAGCAUGGAAACGUGCCCUGA